UUUUGAGACAAUAUUUAGACAAAUCGAUAUGUCUUCCCUUAAAAAUAUUAUUCUCUAUUUUUUUUGUAAUGGGUGCUUUUACUCCAAGAUUACUUAAAAACAUAGAAAAAACGAUUCUGCGUAAAUUCGUUUUGUCUAUGUUGCGCGUGGGCCAGAGAGAUAAAACAAAUAGUGCUCUGACAUCCUCUUAAUUAAUAACUAUUGUACAUUUAUAACAGCACGAUAGACGUAUUAUUGUAUUAACUACUUGAGAGGACGCUACUCCGUCGUAUUGUCCCCGUCGUACGUACACAUGACCUUUAUUUGAUAUUUUAAUUCCUAAGCCAGAUAUGAGCAUUUUUAAUUUUUGCUAUUUCAUAGUAUACCCAUAUCUUGCUUGAAAAUGAAAAUAUUGAAAAAUCGCCAAUGCUUAAACACAGAUUAUGUUCUUACCUUAAAGUUUGAUAAUAGGUCAAUUCACUCUAUUAUCAAAACUAUAAUAACAACACACUAUUAUAAAACUAGUGAACGAAAAUUUGCUAUGUCGUACGUGUGUUAGACGGAGACAACAAAUGCAUGGGUAUAGCGUCCUCUUAAGUAUUGUUAUUUGUAUCCCAGUGGCACCGAAGUCCAAAAUUUUACCUAUGACAUUAGACACCUCCACAUAAAAUUUUGACACCCACCUAUUUCUUAUAAUUACCUUACCAUACACCAAGUAUAGUUUUUAUGUUGUCUAUUAAACAAAUUUUCAUAAAAUAACUAUAGAAUGAUAAAGAUGACCCCUUACCUACUAAAAUCACCUAUAGGUUAUAAUUGUCAUAGGUAAAUAUAUAUUUUGUCGCCACUGAUACGUCCAUCGUUCAUGUAAUCAUGUAGGUAUAUUAAUGUGAUUUGGGUAGUAAGUAGUAACUUUUCCGAUCCCCCAGGGCUGAAUAUCAUAAUUUACUAUGACUGGACUGUUACUUUACUGGACGGAAAAAGGUAAUUUUUCCACGCUUCAACUUCCAGCGAUAGCUACAAAAAAAUUUAUUUUGUAAUAUUUACAGUGGUGCAUUUAGACAUUAAACGCCCUGGGGCAAUAUUUUACUAACGCCCCCUCGCCCUUAAUAAAUAUACAUUUAAUAUUGAAAUUGUCAUCUGUAAACAGCUCAAAACAAGUCAAAAUUAUAAGGAUUCUUGUAUUACUAUUUAUAAUUUUAGAUUUAAAACAAAACAUCUAAUUCAAAAUAAUUUGCACUUUUUCGUGAUUUUUAAGCUUUUUGUCAAAAUUUAAACUUUAAAAUUUUAAAUGCUUAUAAAAAAAAAAAAUUGUCACUAUAGAUUUUUAAUAUUUUUCAAAUGUCAUUGUAACAAUACAUUAGAAACCAUGUAUUACACGCAUUUUUACCAAAAAAAUAAAAUUUCAUUGACAUUCAUAAAAAAAAAAACUAAAAAUAUUGAAAAUUGAUAAUGUCCGUAAACACCUCAAAACAAGUAAAAAAAAAUAUAUGAUUUAUAGCAAAUGCUAAUAUUAAUGUUCAGUGAAAAUUGCAUGUAUCUAUGGUAAUUUGUUUUAGAGUUACGUCAAAAACCAAAAUUGAUUUUCUCAAAAACCGAUUUUGCGUAAAAAUUCCCGGUUUUCCUUAAAUUGUAUGUUGUUUUUCCCAGCGCUUUUGAAAACUAUUGGAAUAAAUUUUGAACUCCCAAAUGCAUCAGCUAGAUUUACUUUCCUAUCGAACAAGAUACUGUUGAAGAAAAUCGAAGCAGUUUUACUGCCCCAAACCUUGAUGACAGACACAAAAAAAGCUUAAAAAAACACACAUCAUUGUAAAAUCAAUACAUUCAUCGUUCCACUCCGAAUCUAAAAACCGUAUGAGGUUUACUAUACUCCACUUGAUAAUAUUCUCACUUCUAAAUUUUAUAAGAGUUCAAUUCAUUCUAGUUUUUAAACUAACAGAGCUAAAUGUGAUCUGCUGGACGUACCUACAAUUUGUAGCAAUGCGUUUGUAAGACGUAGAGAUCGCAUGCGGAUGUAGCUCCCAAGUUAACAUCUUAAGAUCAUAUAUGAAAUUACGUGCCCGACAAAUUGAUAUUGUGGAUACAGUUGAACAAUGUGAACAGAUAGCAGUGAAAUUUGAAAAAUCAGCCACUUACUUGCCAAUUCUCGGACUAGAUUGUGAGUGGGUAACUCAAAAUGGAAUUCGUCAACCCGUGGCGUUGUUACAAAUUGCUGACAACAAUGGAAUGUGUUCUUUGAUUAGAUUGUCUAAGUUUAAAACUAUUCCAUCAUCUUUAUCUGACAUUUUGAGCAACUCAAAUAUAAUUAAAGUUGGUGUUGCUAUUUUGGACGAUGCUCAUUUACUGAUGAGUGAUUACAAUAUCAAUGUAUCUGGAUGCAUUGAUUUGAGAUAUUUAGCUAAAGAAUCUUGUUUAGAAGAAAGAAGUUUGGCAGCUCUUGCAUAUAAAUUGCUGGGAUGUGAAUUAGAUAAGGAUUGGCAUGUUCGAGCUAGUGAUUGGGAAGCUGAAGAAUUAAAUGAUCGCCAGAUUGAAUAUGCUGCAUUGGAUGCUUAUGUAGCUGUCAAGAUUUUUGAGCAACUGAGAAAUAAAAAAAUAUCAUGGUGGAACUGGUUAUUUUUAACAGACAAACAAAAAUGGGAUAAGGUUAUUGAAAUAUACUCAAAUUAUAAAGAUCUUCCGUAUCAAAAUGUUCGAACUAAUGGAAAUACUAAAUAUAAACCAAAAUCUAAUGUUCGCUUAUAUUCAACUUCAACAAUAAAAUCUGCUAAAGUGUAUGACAAUUGCUUGAUGGAAAAUGUUGAUGGAACUGUAAUGUCAACUUGUAGUCAUAAAAAAGUUGAUUGGUAUAUAUCUCAAGGUUUAGCCGAAUUGGUCAAUAAUGAACCAAAAACUAUAAGACUUAACUUCUCAGCCGACUUAAAAAAUAGAAAAGACAAUUUUUCUGUUCUUCCCCGAGAAAAUAUAUGCACAGUUUGUGGUCGCUCUGAAUAUUUCCGUAAGAAAAGUAUCAUACCAAAAGAAUUUGUUCGACAUAUGCCAACUAUACACAAAACUCAUAUCCCUCACGAUACAUUGCUAUUAUGUUAUUGGUGUCAUAUCAAAUCAAAUGCCUUUGAUUUCACAAUACGUAAAAAACUAUUCAAUAUGUGUCAAAUUAAAGAGCUAAAUCCGAAUGAAUACCAAAAAAUUCCAGCAUAUGUAAAAAUUAUGAGAUCAAAAAGUCUUGCUAAAACUCUUUUAAAAUCUCGACAUUCAUUACCAGAUAAAGUAGCGAAUGAAUUAAGACUAGAAAUUGCAGAAACGUAUAAUAUGGAACCGAAUCGAGUGUUUGAUACAUUCCUAGAAACUUUACUCACUAUCAAAUCCUUAAAGUAUGAAAAUGACUGUCAACAUAACAGUGCAGCAGAAAAAGUAGUAAAACAUUUUUUAGAACAAGAUGCAAUAAGUGAAUUAAAAGCAAUGUGGCGACAGCAUUUCCUUGACACAAUGAAACCAAAACAUUUACCUCUUCUAUGGUCAGUUAAUUAUGAUGGGUAAAAGAAUUAUACAAAACUGAAUAUAAUGUCAAUAAUUAAAAUGUAAAAAUAUAUAAAUUGUAUUCUUUUACAUUAUAAUUUGUAUAAAAUACAGUUUUUUUUUGUAUAAAAUUUAUUUUACAUACAAGAAAAUCAAAAGAUA
Metopolophium dirhodum (rose-grain aphid) is the source of this 3654-nucleotide messenger RNA. It is a transcript of the gene Exd2, whose product is annotated as exonuclease 3'-5' domain-containing protein 2. The record is from RefSeq and is a predicted model, not a curated record. Gene Ontology annotation, cellular component: cytoplasm; nucleus. The transcript has 9 exons. Lineage: Eukaryota; Metazoa; Arthropoda; Insecta; Hemiptera; Aphididae. Gene Ontology annotation, molecular function: nucleic acid binding; 3'-5' exonuclease activity. Bases 2023 to 3513 code for a protein of 496 amino acids. Gene Ontology annotation, biological process: nucleobase-containing compound metabolic process.